Talpa occidentalis (Iberian mole) is the source of this 4484-nucleotide messenger RNA. It is a transcript of the gene CDH12, whose product is annotated as cadherin 12. The record is from RefSeq and is a predicted model, not a curated record. The transcript has 15 exons. Gene Ontology annotation, cellular component: adherens junction; plasma membrane; catenin complex. Gene Ontology annotation, molecular function: calcium ion binding; cadherin binding. Gene Ontology annotation, biological process: multicellular organism development; cell morphogenesis; adherens junction organization. The coding region runs from base 1284 to 3665 and encodes 793 amino acids. NCBI's taxonomy places the organism in Eukaryota, Metazoa, Chordata, Mammalia, Eulipotyphla, Talpidae.
ACUUUCAGGUAAAACAGACUUUAUUUUCUUCCACAAAAUAAAAGAAUCAAGCCACUUAACAGAGGGAAGACUAGAACUCAAGCCUCGUGCCUCUCAGCUGCUAGAUCGCUGAUUUCCACCUGUCCUCAAGCAUUUCCCCACCGAAGCUGCAGGUGUUCACCCAGGUGCUAUCACUUUCUCAGCGCCCAGUCUUCACCCUCUGCUAAGUGCGUUUAACGAGAGCUCAGAGGGCUGUGCAGCCCUUGGAUGCGUUCAAAGCAUCGUGCAAUGAACGCUAGGGGGGAAAAAGAACAAACAAGACAAAUUUCAAAUAUGGGAUUCAAUUAGUUUUCACAACUCCAUGAUGUGUCAAAGGCACGCUGCGUUUUGUUUUGAGGGCGGGGAGAUGACUGCGAGGGAAUCCUGGCCCCCAUUGGCUCCCGGCUCCCCGCUGCAGCUGAGCUCCAGCCGCUCCGUGAGCGUUAUUGAUCUGAAGGGUAAACGUGGAGGGAGCCACGGACUGGGGUCCAAGCGUUUCUGAGAAGAGAGGCAGCCUCUUCCAGGAAGAAAGUGCUGGGGACGGGCUGCCCGGCGUGGAGAACCUUCUGUGCAUGAAAGGGGGGUGCAGGAGGCAAGGCAGUUUGUUGCUACAGUGAUUUAGAAAGAAAAAGGCAGGGCAGAGAGCUAAGGAAGGAGAGGUUCUCACCUUCGCUGCAAAGCUGGGUGGUUGCAUCGCUGCUGCCGUUGCUGCUGCUGCUGCUCCUGCGGCUGGCUGCCUUUUUCUGCCAUCAGCACUGUUUGGCUCUAUUUGGGAAUAUAGUCCAUUUGGAAUUCAAUAGCACUUUGGAAUUUUAAAGCACGCCAGACUCUUUAAAGUAGGAGUCCAAGAAAGAGGGUGAAUAACAAAGAGAGAUACAGAUGAGGAAGUGAAAAACGAAGAGGACACACUCAGGCUUGCUUCUCACCUAUAAAGACAGUGAGGGGCUCAACAUAAACAGGAAAGAAAAGCACAGCAUGCAGCUACUUGGAGGGCUUUGAUUGAAACUUCUAUCUCCCCACCCCAUUCACGGUUGAUUUGACUGAUUUCUCACCUCGUUCACAGAGAAUAUUUCAAUUAAGGUCCCUUUAGAUGGAAUAUAAUACAGCAGAAGCCUUUUCAUCAAAAGGAUUAAUGCCUGCAUUAUCAUUUCUGCAAUAAAACAGAAAGCUAAGUGGUGGCAGCCACAGACACCUCAACCUGGAUUCCACGAUUCUACAUUAAGUGCUGGAGUUUUUAUUACUCUGCUGUAAGAAAGCCUUUGCCAAUGCUUACACGGAACUGUUUAUCCCUAAUUCUCUGGGUCCUAUUUGAUGGAGGUCUCCUAACACCACUUCAACCGCAGCCACAACAAACUUUAGCCACAGAACCAAGAGAAAAUGUUAUUCACCUGCCAGGACAGCGAUCACAUUUCCAGCGAGUUAAACGUGGCUGGGUAUGGAAUCAAUUUUUUGUGCUGGAAGAAUACAUGGGCUCCGAACCUCAGUAUGUGGGAAAGCUCCAUUCUGACUUAGAUAAGGGAGAGGGCUCUGUUAAAUAUACCCUCUCAGGUGAUGGUGCUGGCACUGUCUUUACCAUUGAUGAAACCACAGGGGACAUUCACGCAAUCAGGAGUCUGGAUAGAGAGGAAAAACCUUUCUACACGCUUCGUGCUCAAGCUGUGGACAUAGAAACCAGGAAGCCCCUGGAGCCCGAAUCAGAAUUCAUCAUCAAAGUGCAGGAUAUUAAUGAUAAUGAGCCAAAGUUUUUGGAUGGACCUUAUGUUGCCAGCGUUCCAGAAAUGUCUCCUGUGGGUGCAUAUGUACUCCAGGUCAAAGCCACAGAUGCAGAUGACCCUACCUAUGGAAACAGCGCCAGAGUUGUUUACAGUAUUCUUCAGGGACAACCUUAUUUCUCUAUUGAUCCCAAGACAGGUGUUAUUAGAACAGCUUUGCCAAACAUGGACAGGGAAGUCAAAGAACAAUACCAAGUCCUCAUCCAAGCCAAGGAUAUGGGUGGGCAACUGGGAGGAUUAGCCGGAACGACAAUAGUCAACAUCACCCUCACUGAUGUCAAUGACAAUCCACCUCGAUUCCCCAAAAGCAUCUUCCAUUUGAAAGUUCCUGAAUCAUCUCCUAUUGGAUCAGCCAUUGGAAGAAUAAGAGCUGUGGAUCCUGACUUUGGACAAAAUGCAGAAAUUGAAUACAAUAUUGUUCCAGGAGAUGGGGGAAAUUUGUUUGACAUCGUGACAGAUGAGGAUACACAAGAAGGAGUCAUCAAAUUAAAAAAGCCAUUAGAUUUUGAAACAAAGAAGGCUUACACUUUUAAAGUAGAAGCCUCCAACCUUCACCUUGACCACCGCUUUCAAUCUGCGGGUCCUUUCAAGGACACGGCCACAGUGAAGAUCAGCGUGCUGGAUGUGGAUGAACCCCCGGUUUUCAGCAAGCCUCUGUACACCAUGGAGGUUUUUGAAGACACCCCGGUGGGGACCAUCAUCGGUGCUGUCACUGCACAGGACCUCGAUGUGGGCAGCAGUGCUGUUAGAUACUUCAUAGACUGGAACAGUGAUGGGGACAGCUACUUUACAGUAGAUGGAACUGAAGGAACCAUCGCCACUAAUGAAUUACUAGACAGAGAAAGCACCGCGCAGUAUAAUUUCUCCAUAAUUGCGAGUAAAGUUAGUAACCCUUUAUUAACCAGUAAAGUCAACAUAUUGAUUAAUGUCCUAGAUGUCAAUGAAUUUCCUCCAGAAAUAUCUGUGCCAUAUGAGACAGCAGUGUGUGAAAAUGCCAAACCAGGACAGAUAAUUCAGAUAGUCAGUGCUGUAGACCGAGAUCUUUCACCUGCUGGACAGCAAUUCUCUUUUCGAUUAUCACCCGAAGCUGCCAUCAAACCAAAUUUUACAGUCCGUGAUUUCAAAAACAACACAGCUGGAAUUGAAACCCAAAGAAAUGGAUACAGCCGCAGGCAGCAAGAGUUGUAUUUCCUCCCUGUUGUAAUAGAAGACAGCAGUUAUCCUGUCCAGAGCAGCACAAACACGAUGACUAUUCGAGUUUGUAGAUGUGACUCUGAUGGUACCAUCUUGUCCUGUAAUGUGGAAGCAAUUUUUCUACCUGUAGGACUCAGCACUGGCGCUUUGAUUGCAAUCCUACUGUGCAUUAUCAUCCUCUUAGCCAUAGUAGUGCUGUAUGUGGCUCUGCGAAGGCAGAAGAAAAAAGACACCCUGAUGACCUCCAAAGAAGACAUCCGAGACAACGUCAUCCAUUACGAUGACGAAGGGGGUGGCGAGGAAGACACCCAGGCUUUCGACAUUGGUGCUCUGAGAAAUCCAAAAGUGAUUGAAGAGAACAAAAUUCGCAGGGAUAUAAAACCAGACUCACUCUGUUUACCUCGCCAGAGACCACCAGUGGAAGAUAACACAGAUAUAAGGGAUUUCAUUCAUCAGAGGCUGCAGGAAAAUGAUGUGGACCCUACUGCGCCCCCCUACGAUUCAUUGGCAACCUAUGCCUAUGAAGGGAACGGCUCAGUAGCAGAGUCUCUCAGCUCCAUAGACUCGCUCACCACCGAGGCCGACCAGGACUACGACUUUCUGGCAGACUGGGGACCCCGCUUUAAAGUCUUGGCAGACAUGUUUGGCGAAGAGAGUUAUAACCCUGAUAAAGUCACUUAGGGGAGAAGCAAAGGAGAAAGUUAAGAAGAAACACAAAUAGAAAUCACACACACACACACUACACACUACACACACUACACACUACACACCAGGCUUUCUAGGACAAGAUUCCUUUGAAUCUCUGGUUUCUAGCAAGUUGCUAUGUUUAUCAUAUUGUCAGUUUUGGUUUAUUCUGCCAACACAAGAUAAAUCUUGUAAUAGGUAUGUGCUUGGUUUUGUUUUGUUGUUUUAGAGACACACUGAGACAAGCUCAGGCCUAUAAAUACAAUCUACUGACAUGACAACCUAGAAGGAAGAUAGCUAUGUGGCAUCACGGUGGAAGAGUGUUAGAUUUUUCUUAAUUCCACUAAAGUGCCUAUUGAAACUCUUAUCAUUUAAAGUGGUGUACAGUACACUCUGCUGUGAUGGCAAGGCAGGAUUCAGAGAUAAAAGGACACACAAAAAGACAUUGUCUAUGUCAAAGAGCAAUAGCAACAUGCUGACUUCUGAUUCCUUUUGAGGAAAAGAAGAAGAAUUCUUCCUGAACUCCAUCUUCACACUCAAAGUUUUCUUUCUUUCUUUCUUUCUUUUUUUUUUUUUUGCUUUUUUAAAUUGUAUGCCAAAACAUAUUUGUUUCUCCUGCCCUUCCAGAAAAUUGAAAUAAAUGUGAUAUCAAAUUCGAUAUGUAAGUCCUGAAUUUGAAAAGUAAUGUUUGAUCUUAAUAUUAAUUCAUAUGAAAGAUGUUCAUUAAUAUGUUACUUUUUUUCCAAGAAAAUAAAAUGUUAAAGAAGAAAAUUUUUAAAAAGUCCCUCUUUAUACAAAGAGGCCUCAGGGCUGAAA